AUGUAGAAUUAGCAUUUCUUGGCUGCGAUUGUGCAUGGUUAUGCAUUAACAACUCAAUGCUUUGACACGCUCCUUCUCAGAAGCUGUGCGCUCUGGCUGGGAGGCGCGCUAGAGUGGCUGACACACAGAUUAACAGGAGCGAGGGAUAUAAAGGCAGCGUUACAAGGACCAUGAUACCUGUAGAGUACUUCUGAACGGAGCCUUGCUUACAAAUGAUUGCUGCACAAUUUUGUGCUGGUUUAUGCUCCCCUACGCUGUUUCCCAGAAUAAAAGGACUUGUGAAAGGCAGCAGAGCUCCGGUUCGGCAAAGGACUUGCGGAAGCUGCACAAUUCCACUUCUGUGAGGGGGGGGGGUAUAAUUCUGAGAAUGGGUCCUUGUUCUCCUCAUCUUCAGUGGUUCCUCUCACCGGCACAGCUCUCGUAUGUCUAGUCGAGCUCAUCUAUCAGUGUGCCCUCCUCCAGUGCCUGUCAUCAUUACUGUGACAUGCUGCUUCGAAAACCCUCUGUCAGCCAUCGAAUGGCUCAUUCUGGCUCUUAGCUGGGGACGAGGCAGGGACAUGCUGGCCAGGAUGGAGAGAUGAGUGAAACUGUGAUUCUGACUACUAUACUGGUGGUAGUGGAAGAAGUCCCGGGGCAACUGGAUGUAUUCCUGUCAAAGAGAGAUGGAGAUAUUUACCCAUGGAGAACAGUCUGGUUAUCCUUGACACGGAGAGGGUUGGGCGACUUUUCGACACAGCAGCGUCUUUUCAACAAUGCCCCUCAAGUGAGAGCUUUGAAUACAAAGGAGAACUGGUUAAGGUCUGUAACAUUUAGUGGUGCCUGAAGAGAAACAUUCAGGAGCUGGUUCACUGAUUGUUGCCAACUAGAACCAUGACUGACUCUCACUUGCCUGGCUCUGUAGGAAGCUAUAACAGCAGCUCUCCCACCACCAGUGCUUGGAACAUCAACGGCAGUGGGCCGUGGCUGUUGGCCUUCAUGUUGACCGUCAUCAUCCUUAUGACAGUCUGUGGCAACAUGUUGCUUAUUGCUUUGGUGUUCGCCCAUCGCUCUUUGCGUUGCACCUCAAACUGCUUCUUGGUGUCUCUAUUCCUGUCUGACCUAAUGGUGGCUCUGGUGGUCAUGCCCCCAGCCAUGCUCAAUGUGCUGUGUGGGGCCUGGGUGUUGUGGCCUGCCUUUUGCCCAAUUUGGCUUUGCUUCGACGUAAUGUGCUGCAGCGCAUCCAUCCUUAACCUGUGUGUGAUUAGCCUGGACCGUUACCUCUUCAUCAUCUCACCACUGCGCUAUAAGCAGAGGAUGACCCCACCUCGGGCACUGCUCCUGGUAGGAGCUGCUUGGGGGCUGGCAGCACUGGCUUCCUUUUUGCCCAUUGAGAUGAAAUGGCACAGCUUAGGACACUGGAGUGGACACACAACAGUUUCUGGGAUCAGCAGUAGCAACAUCAGUUCUUAUUCUGACACACUGUACCCAGCAUCCUACUUUCAGCUGUCACCAUCAGGAGGCCUUUCCUUUCAGUGCCGCCUGCGGGUCACCCUGCCCUUUGCCCUGGUGGCAUCUGUACUCACAUUCUUUUUGCCCUCCAGUGCCAUUUGCUUCACCUACUGUCGGAUCCUUCUGGCAGCUCGGAGACAGGCAAAGAGGGUUGCAGCACUGAGCCACCCACCACAUCCACAUCCCUCUCUUGGGGAACCUUCCAGGCCUCCUUCACCUGGGAUUGCAGCAGGGCAAGCUCAGCAGGAUGGAGAUGAGUGCAGUCACCAGGAGCCUCCUGUAUCACAAAAUGUACCGCUAUCAGUGAACAGUGAGGGCCGUCUGGCUCACAGGCAGGGUCGGAGGGCACUGAAGGCCAGUCUGACACUGGGAGUCCUCCUGGGACUCUUCUUCAGUGCUUGGUUACCCUUUUUCAUCACCAACAUGGCUCAGGCAGUGUGUGAGUGCGUCCCCCUUGCCCUCUUCGACGCCAUCACCUGGCUGGGCUACUGCAACAGCACAAUGAACCCCAUCAUAUAUCCGCUGUUCAUGAGGGACUUCAAGCGAGCUCUGGGGAAGUUCUUGCCCUGCUGUUCCUCACGGUCAACGAGAAGACCGUCACCAGCGCUCUCCCUCUCUCUCCGCAACUCAGGGGAGCCUAACCUUGCCAGCAAUCCCCCGUCCCCCGUGGCCUCUGACCCCACCCAUCCUCCUGCCACCGCCACUGACGCUGUCAACCUUCUGGAUGCAGAGCAUGCUGGCAUCAACUUGCCUCUGCUUCUGCCCAAUCAGGUUGACACUCUAGAUUGAAACUGAAAUAAAAUCAGAUAUAAUAUUAUGUCAAGGUUAAUGGUGUAAAAGUGACAAGUAAACAGCUACUGAAUUUCCCUCG
Molecule: messenger RNA, 2359 nt
Organism: Scatophagus argus
Lineage: Eukaryota; Metazoa; Chordata; Actinopteri; Scatophagidae
Gene: htr6
Product: 5-hydroxytryptamine (serotonin) receptor 6
Exons: 3
Coding region: 871-2277 (468 amino acids)
Biological process (GO): G protein-coupled receptor signaling pathway, coupled to cyclic nucleotide second messenger; chemical synaptic transmission
Cellular component (GO): membrane; dendrite
Molecular function (GO): neurotransmitter receptor activity; G protein-coupled serotonin receptor activity
Source: RefSeq, a predicted model, not a curated record